AAAAAAUAAAACUUUUAUGUUUUCCUUUUUAAAAAGUUUAUUGCAUUUUUCGUCAUCGUUUCUAACUUAAUUUUUAAAUUUAUACAAUUUAAUUUAAAUAAAAUUAAAAAAGUAUUCUCUCUCUCUCCACACAAAAUUCCAUUAAAUUGGGUUUUCUAUUAAAAAUGUUUUCCAUCUCCUAAAAAGAGAGAACUCAAAAACAUUAAAAAAAAAACCUAUCGAAAUGCCUUUAUUUUCGCCAUGCAAAAUCUCAUCAUUCCUCUCCUUGAUUUUUGCAAUCAUCCUAAACAUCGCCAACAUCACUCCACCCAGCACUUAUGCAGCUAACAUUUUAGCCGUCUUUCCAAGUGUUUGGAAAUCCCAUUAUCUUUAUGGUCGGGCAAUCUUACAAGAGUUAGUACAAACACAACAACACAAUGUAACACUCAUAAGUGCCUUUAGAACGAAUGUGAUCCGGGAAGUCACACAAAAUACCACCGAACUACCUCAAGACUCGCGACUCACUGAAAUUCAAAUAAAUGGCUUAGAACAGAAUUGGCUUGAAAUGGGUUUGAGCACUCAAGUCGAUAGUAUGAAUGAAAAGUCAAUUAUGGAAAGGUUUACAAGAUUGGUCUAUGCUGGAGCAUCGGCUGCUGAUUUGGUAUUGGCUAGCAAGGAGGUGAAGAAUCUUUUGAUGAGCAAUGUCACAUUCGAUUUGUUUAUUGUUGAUAUAUUCUUAAGCGAUGCUUUGUUGGGGUUAUCACAAUUCUACAAAGUUCCAAUUGUUGUUGUUAGUCCAACUGGACCGAAUACCUGGAUCAAUGAAAUGACUGGGAAUUCACAAAAUUCCGCCCUCGAUCCGAGUAAUUUCCUUCCGUAUUUGGAGCAAAUGAGUCUCUACGAGAGGAUUAUAAACACAUUAAUGGCUGUUUUUGAAAAAUUAACUUAUAAUUUCUUUCAUAUGAUAUCACAUCAAGCUGUUUAUGAAAAACACUUUGAAGCUUUGGCUGUGGAACGUAAUGAAGUUCUGCCACAUCACAGAGACUUGACUCAUAACAUUAGUCUUGUUCUAUUAAACUCACAUCCAGUUGUGCAAUAUCCAAGGUCAUUUUUGCCCAAUGUUAUUGAAGUUGGAGGUAUUCAUUUGAGAGAUGAAAAAUUACCAGAACACCUCUUACAAUUCAUUGAAGAUUCUGAAGACGGAGUUAUAUACGUUAGCUUUGGAGCUGAUAUAAAAAUCUCUGAAUUUUCCGAACAAAAACUGGACAUCCUAUUCCAUGUUCUAGAAACUCUUAAAGAAUCUAUGCGGGUUCUUUUGAAAUGGGAGGAUACUUUAGAAAAGCAUGAUCUACGAACAAAAAACAUUUUCACUAGCGAAUGGUUUCCACAACAAGCGGUUUUAGCUCAUCCAAAAGUCAAAUUAUUUAUAUCGUCCGCUGGCCUAAUGAGCGUGAUCGAAACAAUUCACUACAAAACACCCAUAUUAGCCAUUCCAAUUCUACCCGAACAACAAGUCAAUGCAAAACGACUUGAAAAUCGUGGUUGUGGUAUCAGUUUGCCAUAUGAAGAUCUCAAUUAUGAUUCCCUCCUCGAUGCCAUUGAUAAUGCUCUAUCAAAUAAAUCUCUUUCAACGAACAUAGCUGCUGUUGGAAAACUACUCAAUGAAAACAUUCAAGAUCCCAUGUCAAAAGCAUUAUAUUACAUCGACAUGGUCUUGAAAACCUCAGGAGCAAAUCAUCUCAAAUCAAAUUCCAACAAUUAUGGUUUCUUUAAAACCGAAUUAGUUGAUGUACUUUUGAUUAUUCUUGCCGGCUUGUGUGUUAUUAUCGCAGUGCCAUUUUUAGUUAUAUGUGCGAUCUUAAGAAGAUCCGAUUACACCAGAUCAGAGACAUUAUCGUCAAUGGUUAGACAAAGAAGAGGAACAUCAUCUGAAGUAAAUAGUCCGCGAAAGGAUAGUGUACCAAGAUCAAGUAGUUGCGAAAAAUAGAUAGAAAAUAGAAAAAAACAAUCAAAGUCAAGUGUACUUAUACAAAAUAUUUUGUUGUUUUAUCCAAUUUUUUUGUUUUAAGUAGUAGUUGUAAUUUUUUUUCGUGUUUUGUGUUUUUAAAAUUAAGUACAACGGAAUGUGUUUUUUUGUUUGUUUUUCGGUGGGUCUUCAUGAGGGGAUGACAAAAUUGUGAUAUAUUACGAAUAUAUAUUGGAAAAGAAACAAUUCAAAUAUUUAA
This is a messenger RNA of Episyrphus balteatus (marmalade hoverfly), 2204 nucleotides long. It is a transcript of the gene Ugt316A1, whose product is annotated as UDP-glycosyltransferase UGT4. The transcript has 5 exons. The record is from RefSeq and is a predicted model, not a curated record. NCBI's taxonomy places the organism in Eukaryota, Metazoa, Arthropoda, Insecta, Diptera, Syrphidae. Gene Ontology annotation, molecular function: UDP-glycosyltransferase activity. The coding region runs from base 224 to 1966 and encodes 580 amino acids.